AUGCAUCACACCACACUCCCCGCCGUGGCAGUUGCCCUGCUGUCUGUCCUCCCAGGAGCUCAGGCCGGGCUGUAUACCAAGAAGUCGCCUGUUUUGCAGGUGGAUGCGAAAGACUAUGAUCGUCUGAUUGCCAAGAGCAACUACACUUCUAUUGUCGAGUUCUAUGCCCCAUGGUGCGGCCAUUGCCAGAACCUCAAACCUGCCUACGAGAAAGCAGCCAAGAACCUUGAGGGCUUGGCCAAAGUAGCUGCGGUGAACUGCGACGAUGACGCCAACAAGCCGUUCUGCGGAUCAAUGGGCGUCCAGGGCUUCCCGACCCUGAAGAUUGUGCGGCCAAAGAAGGGAGGAGGCAAACCAACCAUUCAAGACUACCAGGGCCAACGGACAGCCAGCGCCAUUGUCGAGGCUGUCGUGCAGCAGAUCAACAACUAUGUCGUCAAGGUCGAGGACAAGUCGCUGGAAAAGUUCCUGAGCGACAAGAACGACACUGCCAAGGCCAUCCUGUUCACUGAGAAGGGUACCACAUCAGCGCUGCUGAAGAGCAUCGCCAUCGAGUUUGCGGACGUCAUUACGAUUGGUCAGGCGCGGAACAAGGAGUCUAAGACGGUCGAGACCUUUGGCAUCGAAAAGUUCCCUGCUCUAGUGCUACUCCCGGGUGGCGACGCGGCCGGUGUUGUCUACGAAGGGGAGAUGAAGAAAGCACCAAUGGUCGAGUUCCUUUCACAGGCCGGGCAACCAAACCCCGACCCGCCGGUUAAGACCAGCGGCAAGAAUAAGAAGCAGAAGAAGGACGACAAAGCGUCAGAUAGGCCCUCUUCAUCCAAGACCAAGUCAAAGGCAGCUUCUUCCAAGACGUCGUCUGCGACCACUGAGUCCGAGGCAUCGACCUCAACGCAGGAAGCCCCGGUCAUCGUGGAAACGGCCCUGCCGAUCCCCGUGAUCAACUCGCCCGAGAAGCUGAUCAAGGAGUGCUUGACCGAGAAGUCUCACACAUGUGUGCUCGCCUUCGUCUCCUCGAGCGAGGACGAGACCGCCAAGCAGGCUCUCGCAAGCCUUUCAGAACUCGCGUUUAAACACGCCCAGAGCAAGCGCCAUUUGUUCCCCUUCUACGAGGUCCCCAAGAGCAACGAGGGAGCGGCUUCCCUCCUCAAGGCUCUCGACCUGCGCGGCGACAUCGAGAUCGUCGCUAUCAACGCGCGCCGCGGAUGGUGGCGGCACUACGAGGGAGCGGAUUUUGGACACGAGAGCGUCGAGAGCUGGAUCGAUGCAAUUCGGAUGAGCGAGGGAGUCAAGAAGAAGCUGCCUGAGGGCAUUGUUGCCAUUUCGGUCGAAGAGCCUGCGUCGUCAGCCGUGCCAGAGGCGUCGUCAGAGCCCACUCCGGAUGCUACCGAAGCCGGGAAGAGCCAGGACGCGACCCCGGUCACCCCUGAAGCCAGCGGCGAGCCGGCGAGCGACUCCACCGAGUCCACGUCAACUGAAGCCACUGACCCCACCGCGGAGGCCGAGACCGCGCAUGACGAGCUCUAA
Molecule: messenger RNA, 1527 nt
Organism: Chaetomium strumarium
Lineage: Eukaryota; Fungi; Ascomycota; Sordariomycetes; Sordariales; Chaetomiaceae
Exons: 2
Coding region: 1-1527 (508 amino acids)
Biological process (GO): response to endoplasmic reticulum stress
Cellular component (GO): endoplasmic reticulum lumen
Molecular function (GO): protein-disulfide reductase activity
Source: RefSeq, a predicted model, not a curated record